AGAUUUCCCCAUUUCUGUUUUCGACUUGCCGCGUAACGGUUGUCAUUGCUCCCGAGUGCACACAGCGAGGCUCGCACGCAACAACAGCAGCAGCAGCCCGCACCCUCUCUUCACCUCUUUCUGGAAGAGUCAAGUCUAGACUAAGCUUAGUUUACAAGAGAGUGUUCCGAAGAACGGGCAGACGUUUUUCCUUUUUUAGUUUGUUUGAUUUGUUCGUUUUGUUAAUCUGUUGCUGAUUAAAGCCUCGCCAAGGACUCCCAACGCGAAUAAAGGAUAAGUGGAUGAGUGGGAAAGUGGGAAAACGAUUCCUCUUCAAAAGUCGACAAAUGAAAACCAACAAAAACAACAGUCAGAUCCAUCGCUUAUGCAACAACCUUUUGAGCCCAGAAGCCGCAAGUGUCGACCAGAGUAGCAAUCAGGACAGGAACCGGGGCAAUCAGAGCAUCUUGCGGAUACAAAGCAGCUACACUUACAAGUGUCUCAACCACAAUCCGCGACUAGAGGUACUGACCUGACUCCCAGCACCCAGCUCCCAGCUCUCAGCAACGACUCCUCGUGACCUGCUAAGAGAGCCGCAUACUGACGAAAGACUUGAAUUUGAAGUUGCAGUUGCAGUUGGCGGUGGCUGUGGCAUCAGAGAGAGAGAGAGAGAGAGAGAGAGAGAGAGAGAGAGACCCUGAAACUGAAUCUGAAAUUCGACGAUACGCCACGAGCGAUCCACAGACGAGCCUCCUUCCAGUGUUUUGGUUGCUGUGCUCCACAUUCAGUGGCUCUGGCUCUUGCUCUGGCUCCAUCUUUGGCUGUGUCUCUGACUCUGUUUACUGGCACUGGCACUGGCCACUGGCCACUGGAUCUGCCCCGAUAAAGGCAAUAAACAAAAGACGAGAGAGCUGUAGCUGUGGCUGAACCGCAAACUGGUUCUGGUAUCUGUUUUAUUGUGUGAUCUGCAGGCUGCAGCUUGAAGUUGUAGUUGGACUCAUGUCUUACGCUGUUGAUUAUUUCGCGGAUAUGGGACAGAUCUCACAAGAUUGUUCCUCAGCAGCCGCAAGCACAGACUUUGACAUGGAUGAUGUCGACGAUUUGGAUCAAGUGACGCAGGUGAUCGGCUACCAUCCGCACUUUCACGAUCACUUUCUCCGCACCCAGAACUUCAUCAUGAAGGGCGACGGACCCCUGCCCAACGACUACAGAUACUAUCUGGCCAUAAUUGCUGCUGCCCGACACCAGUGUCCGUAUUUGGUGAAGCGCUACGAGAAGGAGUUCAUCAAUCAGGGCGGGAGCAGAGAGUGGCUGCGCGGGCUGGACCACAUCCCCUACAAACUACGUGCCAUAUACGAUAUAAAUAAAAUAUUAGCCCAUCGUCCCUGGCUGUUGCGCAAGGAGCACAUUGAGCUUUUGACAAAGUGAAUAAAUAGCUGGUCCCUGUCGGAGGUGGUGCACGCGAUGGUCCUGCUAUCGCAUUUCCAUUCACUGUCUUCAUUUGUGUUCUCCUGCCUCACACAAAAGCUAGAUGGCCUGUCUAGUCCCAAACUGAAAAGUGCUCCUGCCACGUUGGGUGAGCAAUUAACGGCCAAUGGCUGCCUCCCACUCAGUGGAAACUAAUCCGCUUGAAUUGCAGCAACGGCCCAGCAACUGCCCUAGCAGCACGGCAUCAGUGUGGAGGCCCUGAUGGAGCGAAUGAAGGUGCUCUCCCAGAACCAGGACGAGUGCAGCGAGGCGGAGCUGAGCAGCCGAUUCAAGAACGUGGAGAUGCAGACCGCCGAACUGGCGGCCGUGACGCCGGGCUUGGCGGUGGCCUUGCCCCACAAUUUCUCUCACUAUGUGGACGAUGCUAAUUUCAUUUACCAGGACUUUGCCCGUCGCGGAGCGGAGAAUGUGAACACGUUUCGCAUACGGGACUACUCCUGGGAGGAUCACGGCUACUCGCUUGUGGAUGGGUUGUACAACGACGUGGGCACUUAUUUGGAUGAGAAGUUCCGCUCGGCCUACAACCUCACGUACUGCACCAUGGGUGGGAUCAAGAAUGUGGACACCUCAAAGUUCCGACGGGCCAUCUGGAACUAUAUACAGUGCAUAUACGGCAUCCGUCACGACGACUACGACUAUGGGGAAGUGAAUCAGCUGCUUGUCCGACCGCUGAAAAUGUUCAUAAAGACAGCCUGUUGCUUUCCCGAGCGUAUUACCACCAAGGAUUAUGAUAGUGUGCUUGUCGAGCUGCAGGACAGUGAAAAGGUUCAUGUGAAUCUAAUGAUAAUGGAAGCCCGCAAUCAGGCCGAGUUACUCUAUUCUCUGCGCGAGAUAAUGCGCUAUAUGACUUGAUCUCAUUAAAAGAAUAACUCUAUAUACGUAUAUUACACCCACACACACACACACACGCACAAACAAAUGAAAACAUGAAACAUUUUGAAAGUGCAUAAA
Molecule: messenger RNA, 2418 nt
Organism: Drosophila miranda
Lineage: Eukaryota; Metazoa; Arthropoda; Insecta; Diptera; Drosophilidae
Product: sestrin homolog
Biological process (GO): regulation of response to reactive oxygen species; cellular response to L-leucine; negative regulation of TORC1 signaling
Cellular component (GO): nucleus
Molecular function (GO): L-leucine binding; oxidoreductase activity, acting on peroxide as acceptor
Source: RefSeq, a predicted model, not a curated record